AUGGCCAAAACAGAUGUUAAGUCUGCAUUUCGCAUAAUUCCUAUUCACCCUGCUGAUUAUUCCCUGUUAGGUUUGAAGUGGGAAAACUUGUAUUAUUUUGAUAGGACUUUGCCGAUGGGAUUGAGUUCGAGCUGUGCUAUAUUUGAAGCUGUAUCGACGGCACUUGAGUGGAUUUCUAUCCACCAUCUCGGAGCUAAGUCCGUUUUACACAUUUUAGACGAUUUUCUCUUCAUUGCGCCGACCAAAGACCAAUGCACACGCGACUUGUCGAAUUUUGUUUCUUUGUGCGAAUAUAUUGGCGUUCCUCUCGCCCCCGAGAAAACAGUAGGUCCGGAUUUAGUUUUGCAGUUUGCAGGAAUAAUUUUAGACUCCGUUCGCAUGGAGGCGCGACUUCCAGACGAUAAGCUGGCUAAAUGUCGCCAGUUAUUGACUGUUUUUCUCGCUCGUAGAUUUGUUUGCUUAAAAGAGCUUCAAUCACUCAUAGGCUUACUCAAUUUCACGUGUCUCGUCGUCGUACCCGGUCGGGCGUUUUUGCGUCGCUUAAUCGAUCUUACGAAAGGCGUUCGCAAGCCCCAUCAUCAUAUUCGUCUUUCAAAAGGCGCAAAGCUGGACAUCGCAAUUUGGCUUAGAUUUUUAACAGAUUUUAAUGGCAAAUCGUUUUUUCUUGAUGACGCCUGGGAGACAUCAGACACGCUUAAACUUUAUACCGACUCAGCUGGUUCCAUCGGGUUUGGAGCUGUGUUUGGCAAUCGUUGGUUGCAUGGUCUUUGGCCGGCCUCUUGGAAGACCUACAAUAUCGCUGUAUUAGAGCUUUUUCCAAUCGUCAUUGCAAUUCACAUUUGGGGUUCAUUGAUGGUUGAUAAGUGUGUAUUGUUUUUUAGCGACAACGCCGCCGUUGUUGACAUUAUUAAUAAGCAGACAUCUAAGGACGCAUCUAUUAUGGUUCUCCUCAGGGAUUUAGUUUUAAGCUGCCUUACGCACAAUAUUCUGUUUCAAGCUCGCCAUAUUCCGGGGUUGAUCAAUUCUCGUGCCGACUAUCUUUCACGUUUCUAG
Pocillopora verrucosa is the source of this 1053-nucleotide messenger RNA. The record is from RefSeq and is a predicted model, not a curated record. NCBI's taxonomy places the organism in Eukaryota, Metazoa, Cnidaria, Anthozoa, Scleractinia, Pocilloporidae.